AUGUUGCUCAACUUGAUCAAGCCCCUCUGGGCUCUUCUCUUGCUGGCCUCUGUGGCCCAGGCUCAGUUCCAAUUCUUCGAGCACAUGUUUGGCGGCGGAGGCGGCGGCCAGCGACAGGCUCGCCAGCAAGCAGAACCUCAUGAUGGUCCUAGUGACCCUUCAUGGUAUCAAAAUGAGUGGGAGAAUGCACGCUGCUCCAAAUACCUAUGCCCCGAUACUCUUGCCUGCGUCCAUUUCCCGCAUCACUGUCCGUGUCCGCACCCAGAUGUGGAAGAAAAGAUUGAGUUGGGCGAGGGAAGUGCUGUUUGCGUUUCGAAGGGGGGAUACAAGGCUGGCGAGGCGUCGCGGAAGAUCGAGCUGGCUCGGAAGGGUCUUCUAUGA
This is a messenger RNA of Aspergillus chevalieri, 381 nucleotides long. It is a transcript of the gene lcl2, whose product is annotated as protein lcl2. Lineage: Eukaryota; Fungi; Ascomycota; Eurotiomycetes; Eurotiales; Aspergillaceae. Bases 1 to 381 code for a protein of 126 amino acids. The transcript has 2 exons. The record is from RefSeq and is a predicted model, not a curated record.